AUGAUAGCGAAGAAAUGCUUUGGGCCAGGGUGUGUGAAUGAAGUUGGGUAUGCAUGCAAAUGCUCUUCUCCUGAGACUUUAUCUUGUGAAGUGCAUGCUGUGGAGCAUGCAAACUUGCCUAAUAGAUCUCAUAAUCUUGAAUCUAUUUUUAUGCAGCCUUGUGAAGGGACAAAAGAAGCAAUUCUUGAAUUCCUUACAAAAGAAAAUUCAAAAUAUAGCGAGUUAAGAAGAAAAAUUAUAGAAUCCUUUAGCCAGAGACUUUUCAUUUCAGAGAAAGAUUUAGGAGAUUUCAAAAACAAAUUGGACUGUUGCUCAGAUGAAAUAAAUGAUUUCUUUGCAAAGAUUUCCCAAGCUACAAAAUUAUUAAAGUCAGAACAAGAUCCAAUUUUAAGAUUAUUGAGUUUACAGCCUCAAGAAGCUAUUGAGAAAGUAAAUUUGAUGACCAUACCUAGCAGAGAAUGAUAUAAAGGUGCAAAGCUGUUUUAUAUAUUCAAUCAAAAGUUAGAUAGUCUAAAUAGAUCCUUCUUUACAGAAAUAUGUGGGGCAUAUCUAGAAAAAAAGAAUAUGCAAAAUAUUCCAGAAAUGUAUAAUAAAAUUAUUAAGUCAGCAAAUAUAGAGUCAGAAAACGUUAAGGAUUUGAUUUCCUUGAUAAUAAAUGAAAACAGUGAGACUUUAAAAGACCCCGAAAACGUAAACAAGCCGAUAAAAAAUAACUCAGAAAUCGAGACAAGCUUGCAUAAUUCUCAAAUAAGCACUGUUUCUAAUGAUCUCAACAGGAAACCCAAUGAAACAGAAAGCACUCUAAAUGCUAUAGGCACAUUAAGAAAUAAAGCAGCUGAGAUUUUGAGUAGACCAAACAGAACAGCACACUCAGCGAUUAAGACUAAUACUAGUUUUUAUGAUCCACCGCUAAUGAAAUCUUACCAAGAUUAUAUUAAUGCUUAUCAACAAAAGACAUCUCUUUAUAAUAUUACAGCAGAUGAUAAAAACAAUAGAACUUGUUUGCAUAUUUAUAAGACUGAAACUGAAACCCAAGAAGUCAAAAUCUUGCAGACUCCACAACCACUAGACUCAGGCACCUGCAUAACUCAAUUUCCAAAUGACAAGCUAUUCUGUUAUGGCAAUAAUCUACUUUCUGGAAUUACAGUGCUGAUUGAUGCGAAUGGUGGAGCUGAAGUGCUGCCAUCUGGAACAGAAAAAUUGCAGUUAUUUUUUAUCAAUUUUAUACUCUAUCUUGCUUUAAAUAUCCAUUAAAAAGGUACCACUCUCAUUUAAAUUUCAACUCAGGCAACUCAAUCUAGCACUUCUUAAAACAAAUCAGUAAGAAAUAGUACCCAACUGGAACUCCUUGCUCAUUCUCGUCAUGUGUGCUGGUUUUAAAGAAUGAUGAUUUCAUAUGGAUAAUCUUUUGAAUUUGAAUAUUGACAGGAUAAAUGAUAUGAUAUGUUCCCAAACUGCAAUUCAUCUCUCAAGUAUUGGCGUUUUCAAUAUGACAUUGCAUAGCAGGAGAAUGCAUGAAAAUCCAAUAAUCUAUAUAGCCCAUUCCAUCUUUUCUCAAGCCCAACAGAAAUUAUAAUCAUUCUCCCGUUUUCAUCUCCCAAAAGUUAAGCUCUGUCAGAGACUCAAUAAAACAUCGAGUGACCUAUAUCUAUCUCAACAACAGCGUCUAUUGCUUUGGAGGAUUUUCAUCAAAAUUGUUAACUCUAUCUAGUAGAUUCGAUUUGGAUCGAAAUCGAUGAAUUCAUUUAACUCCAAUUCCGCGAGCUGAUUGCUUAUGCAAUAGUGUAAUAUUUAAUGGAAAUAUUUUGAUUUCUGGAUAUGAAAAUAGCAAAAUUUUGUUAUACUCGAUUGAUAUUGACUCAUUCUCGACAAUUCCUUAUGAGUUUGAAGAGGAGAAAAGAAAGAUCCUGAUAAAUUUAGAGAGACUGUAUUUGAUUGAAUGCUCUUAUGGAUCAAUCUAUGAAAGCGAAAUUGGAAGUUACUCGAAUUGGAGAAGAAUAGGAAAAUCAGCAAUCGAUUAUCCUUUUCAAGUUUAUUGCUCAUAUAAUAAAGGAUUUAUAUGCAUCUCAACUAUUUCCUCAUUCUCAUCAGCUAGAGAAUAUUAUUAUUUUAAUUUAGAUCAAAAAAUUAUUAUUGAUGUUGCUUACUAUAAUACGCGAGUCUCACUUAGAAGAGUAGGUAAAAAGAUUGAAGCAAUAAAAUGCAAUAAACAGUAUAAGCUCGAUCCUUAUUAUCUGGAUGAAUGCAAUGUAAAAGGUAUUGCUCUAAACGCUUUAGGAAAAAAACUAGAAGCAGUCGAAUGCUAUGACGAAGCCAUCAAACUCAAUCCAAAAGAUGCAGAUUUAUACAGUAAAAAAGGCAUCGCUUUUUAUGAUUUAAGAAGAUACCUAGAAGCAAUCGAAUGCUAUGACGAAGCAAUCAAACUCAAUCCAAAUGAUGCUAUUUAUUCCGAUAAUAAAGGCAACGUUCUUUAUAGGUUAGGAAGAUAUCUAGAAGCAAUCGAAUGCUAUGACGAAGCAAUCAAACGCAAUCCAAACGAUGUUGAUUUAUACAAUCAUAAAGGCAACGCUUUUUAUAGUUUAGGAAGAUAUCUAGAAGCAAUCAAAUGCUAUGACGAAGCAAUCAAACUCAAUCCAAACAAUGCUGAUUUUUAUAUUUUAAAAGGCAAUGCUUUUUAUGAAUGAGAAAGAUAUCUAAAAGCAAUCGAAUGCUAUGACGAAGCAAUCAAUUUCGAUCCAAACAAUGCUGAUCUUUACUGGAAGAAAGGAUAUGCUUUAAAUGAGUUAGGAAGAUACCCAGAAGCAGUAAAAAGCUAUAACAAAGCAAUCAAAAUCAAGCCAUAUAAAGCCAAAUUUUAUAAUGCUAAAGGCAAUACUCUUUAUGCUUUAGAGAGAUAUCAAGGAGCUAUACAAUGCUAUAAUAAGGCAAUCAAGCUUAAACCCAAUAAUCCUUUGCAUUUCUGCAACCGAGCUAGAGUAUUUAAUGAUCUUAGAAAAGAAGCAGCUGCUUUGCAGGACUUUAAUAGGGCUUAUAAUUUGAAGAAAGAAUAUCAAGAAAGUGAUGCUUUUACUGGAGAUGAAUGAAAGCUUUCUGAAAAAGAUAUCAAUUUUAUUAAUGAUGUAUUAGGCCGAGACCGUGUUGAACUACUCCAAAAAAGCAGGUUAAUAAAAUUUGGUUAUAAUAAGCUAUCAUUAUAA
This is a messenger RNA of Blepharisma stoltei, 3197 nucleotides long. NCBI's taxonomy places the organism in Eukaryota, Ciliophora, Heterotrichea, Heterotrichida, Blepharismidae. The record is from the annotation of a GenBank genome assembly.